CAUCGAGGGGGCGAUUUCCCGGACCCGCCCCCCUCGGCUCCCGAAAGCUAAAGCGUGGCAGGGGCCGGGCUGGGGAAGCGGAGGAGGCGGGUCUCCAUAGAAACGUCCACCUGUUUCCGGCCAGGCUGUGCGAGAUUAGGGGCUGCUGCGGGGGCCAAUCUCAGCUAGCUAGUCUUUUCCCGGCGGCCUCUGCGGGAGCGGUGGGUGUUGUACACAAUCAUCAUGGCGGCUGCCGGAGCCCCGGAUGGCAUGGAGGAACCUGGCAUGGACACGGAGGCCGAGACGGUGGCGACCGAGGCCCCCGCGCGGCCCCUAAACUGUUUGGAGGCCGAAGUCGCGGCGGGGGCGGCGGCGGCCGAGGAGUCCUGCGCCGCGCGAGGCAGCUUGCAGCCGGCCCCGGCCCAGCCCCCUGGGGACCCCGCGGCCCAGGCCUCGGUCAGCAACGGCGAGGACGCGGGCGGUGGCGUGGGCAAGGAGCUGGUGGACCUGAAGAUCAUCUGGAACAAGACUAAGCACGACGUGAAGUUCCCCCUGGAUAGCACAGGCUCCGAGCUAAAACAGAAGAUUCACUCGAUUACAGGUCUCCCUCCUGCCAUGCAAAAAGUCAUGUACAAGGGACUCGUCCCUGAGGAUAAGACGUUGAGAGAAAUAAAAGUGACCAGCGGAGCCAAGAUCAUGGUGGUUGGCUCCACGAUAAAUGAUGUUUUAGCCGUAAACACACCCAAAGAUGCUGCCCAGCAAGACGCAAAGGCUGAAGAGAACAAGAAGGAGCCGCUCUGCAGGCAGAAACAACACAGGAAAGUGUUGGAUAAAGGAAAACCCGAAGAUGUGAUGCCAUCUGUUAAGGGUGCCCAGGAGCGCCUGCCCACGGUACCGUUAUCCGGCAUGUACAAUAAGUCUGGAGGCAAAGUGAGACUCACCUUCAAGCUAGAACAAGACCAGCUGUGGAUCGGCACUAAAGAGCGGACUGAGAAAUUGCCCAUGGGCUCCAUUAAAAAUGUGGUCAGUGAACCUAUCGAAGGACACGAAGACUACCACAUGAUGAGCCGUUGGAGUAUUGCUUUAUGGAGCUCAGUAAAUUUGCUAGAAUGAUCUUGAGCUCUGGCUCCUGACCCUGUCUGCAUGGAGACCUUGCUGGGAGCGCUCGGGAGAGCAGAGGUGGACAGCAUCAGAAGCCGCUGGGAGAAGUAUUUGAUUUAGAUCCGUGUCUGGGUCACAGCAGUAUUUACGGGUUUGUCACUCGGUCCCAUGAGCGGUCUCUCCUAACCUUGUUUAUGGUCCAGAAUAUACUAAGUCUGUGUUAGCAAAAUGAAGUACUCAUCCCCCUUGGUGGCAUCAGUGUUCAUUUUUCCUCAGGACUAUUUCUGUGCAGCACCUUCCCUGUUGGAGGGGACUAGUUCCUUCCCUGGGGCGUGUCCUGCCUCCCCGUGGCAGGGGACUUGCAGUCAGGUGGCCUCAGAAGGAGCUGGUUCCAAGGAGGGGCCCGGUGGGCAGGGAGCAGGCUGCGGAGUCGCCAUCUCUUCCGUGCCGGGCGCCUCCCGGGCCUCCAGAGGGGCUGCUUCCCCAGUGGGUCUUUGCCACAGACAUCAGAUCUCUCUUCCCUCCCCGAGGCCACUUGGCCGAGUAGUGGUAGGGUCACUGCUGCCAGGGCUCCGGCCCUCGCAGCUCUGUUUCUGUCAGUCUGGUCAGAGAACUUAGAAAAGCAAACUGGCGAAUUGCUGGAAGUCUCUGGUGUGAAGUAUUUUAAUUGAAGCUGGGCCUUUCGCGAGUAGCGUUUGCUCUUUGCAGAUGGGAUUGCACUAAGGAUGCCCUUGCGGACACAGUAGGGGCCGCUGAGGCUUCCGUAGGUUCCUUCAGCGGCUGCUCUGCCUGACGAGGGCCAAAGAGACCAACUCUGCCACUUUGCCACAUCUCAGAAAAGUUGCCAUGUUUCAGCCAGAAGGGACUCGCUUUCCUCUUCUUCCUUUAACCAUGUGCCUGGAGGAGCCGUCCUGGGCUCUUGCACUUGGCCCACCCUUGCUUUGCUGGGGCAGCGAAGGGGAAGGGAUGGACUCUGCGUGCCAGGGCCGUGCGAGGGCAGGCCUGCUUUUCACCCCAUCUUCUGAGGGAGACCUCUCUCUUGCUCCUUGCUGCUCUGUUCACGCCUGUUGUCUUGGAAAAAGGACAGUCCCUUUGUCUUAAGGCUUUGUGAGGAAGACCUCUCCAGUUAGGAUUGGCACCUGUUUGCUUCCGAGUAGGGCCGCAAGGCCUCUCUGAAGUUACAGGCGGUCAGGAGCCCUCCGGAGUGCAGAACAUCUGGCACAUCUCCCUGCCAGGCUGGGUGGUUCUACUGCUUUCUAAAUUUCUAAAAAUCUCUUUCCUUUUCUUUCUUAAAGAGUUCUGCACAAUUAUUUGACAAUAUACGUAAGUACCAUGUUUCCUUGUGGUGUGCGCUCUGUUCUGGUUUCUGUUUUUAAAUCAAAUGCCUGUUUGGGAGGAGUUGAACGUAUUUAGUCUAUUAGAUUUGCGCUGCUGGAUUUUUUUUAAAGUGUAACCUUGACUAGCUGUCUUAUUGUUUAUCCUGUAAGAUUAGUCUAUCAAUUAAAGUUUGAUAAUUAA
Molecule: messenger RNA, 2598 nt
Organism: Hyaena hyaena (striped hyena)
Lineage: Eukaryota; Metazoa; Chordata; Mammalia; Carnivora; Hyaenidae
Gene: UBFD1
Product: ubiquitin family domain containing 1
Exons: 7
Coding region: 223-1092 (289 amino acids)
Molecular function (GO): RNA binding; cadherin binding
Source: RefSeq, a predicted model, not a curated record